Messenger RNA from Clupea harengus (Atlantic herring), 1207 nucleotides. RefSeq names its product ybeY metalloendoribonuclease. The record is from RefSeq and is a predicted model, not a curated record. Gene Ontology annotation, biological process: rRNA processing. Lineage: Eukaryota; Metazoa; Chordata; Actinopteri; Clupeiformes; Clupeidae. Gene Ontology annotation, molecular function: metalloendopeptidase activity.
UUCCUGUCCGUCUGCUUUUGAAUCACGGAAAACACUGUGCUUCACCAGUCGUCCACUAGUACAUGCCGGCAAAUAGGACAGGGUCUCAUCAAAGGACAGACAUUUAACCUUAUACGAAGUUAUUAGAGUUCGCUCGGAUGUGUCCAUUAAGGCACUGUUUGGGGGUUGGAGACCGGAUUUGUGUGUGACAUUUAAUGAAAAAGCGACCAUCCUUUGCAUAGUCAACGAUAGAUAACGUUAGACUGCAAGCUAGCUAACGUUAUUUAGUUAUGAUCAACCUGAGGCAAUAACUAGACAAGUCUGUUUUCGCCUGAUACUUCGUCUAUGAUUGCCAGUUGUUUAGUAAUGUGCCCGACGUGUUGGUAGGCUAUUUCGAGGAAAGUAUUCUGACAUUGUAAAUGGUUUGUUUGAGUUACAUACUGUGAGAAGUUCGGUGUUUCGUUUGGGGUUAGCAACACUAAGGUGCCUGGUCAUCUUUUUGCCAUGGGUGUAGUUAUUCGCAAUCUCCAGCACGUGGUGCCUGUGCGGCGCGCGAGACUACGCAAAGAUGUAGAAACGUUGAGGCAUAUUUUGGGCAUUCAGAAAUUUGACGUGGGUUUAAUAUGUGUUGACAACUGUAAAAUGCAACGGAUUAACAACAUCUACAGGAAAAAGAAUACACCAACCGAUGUAUUAUCUUUUCCUUUCUACGAGGACCUGAGACCCGGUAAACUCCCGUGUGGCUUGCACAGAGACGAGCUCAACCUCGGUGACGUAUUCCUUGGAGUGGAAUAUGUGAUGCAACAGUGUAAAGGGACAUCCCAAGACUUUCAUAGCACGUUAACAGUGGUCACCGCUCACGGAAUUUGUCACUUACUUGGAUACAGACACGAAACAGACGAGGAGUGGAAAGAGAUGUUUCAGAGAGAAAGCUACAUUUUGGCAGAAUUCAACAGACUGACUGGGAGCCGGCUGGAACCACUUUCAAAGAAAUACUCUCAAGAAAGCUGACAAUUUUAUACAAUAUAUUGUCCGGGAGGCAAACAUCUGUUAUCACUUGAAGCUUGGACCACAAGGUCUAAUCCCUGAUAUUGUAAAGUGACUUUGUUUCCGCUCUACUACAACAUUAUACCUCAAGGUCAGGUUGAUCAAUCUAUGUGUUAAUGUGUCAAGGAUCGUGCAAAGCGAUACGUGCACCUAAACGGAUAAUUAAACACAAAAAGAGAUG